GCAUUCGCAGAGGACGGUAGACGAGAACAAACCAGAAGAAGCAUGGCUCCUCAAACGUCGGCCAUGCUGCUGCUCCUCGUGGGCUCGGUGUUGUGGUGUCACGGCUGCUGUCAGCACUGGUCGUAUGGGCUGAGUCCAGGCGGGAAGAGAGACCUGGACGGACGCUCAGACACCAUGGUCGACAGCUUUCCACAUGUGGACUCGCCCUGCAGCGUUCUGAGCUGCGUCGAGGAUUUUCCUAAAAUCUACCGGAUGAAAGGAUUGCUUGACGGCGUCACAGAUCGGGAGAACGGACGCAGAACGUUUAAAAAAUGAUUCUUUGACUCUAAUAAAUGAUUCUGUUGGCAUCUC
Messenger RNA from Larimichthys crocea (large yellow croaker), 351 nucleotides. It is a transcript of the gene gnrh1, whose product is annotated as gonadotropin releasing hormone 1. Gene Ontology annotation, biological process: multicellular organism development. Gene Ontology annotation, molecular function: hormone activity. Gene Ontology annotation, cellular component: extracellular region. Lineage: Eukaryota; Metazoa; Chordata; Actinopteri; Sciaenidae. The record is from RefSeq and is marked provisional.